UGUUAGGAUAAAUUACCAACUUGGGAUAUUGUGCUGUAGCAACUUAAAACCACCUCCUAUCCCUCUCCCUUCUUGUCAUCAUGGCCCGCCAUCAAAACCAAGCGACCCCAAGGUGUCGGGAAACGACCACAAGUACCUGUUCGCAGGAGUCCACGUCUGAGUGGCCAUGAUGAGCAAAUUCAAUCAACGGACAGGAAAACAGAACAAAACCACCCAUAUCCCUUUCCAACAGGCUAUAAUUCCAGAGAGGAGGCUCCUCAGGCCCUGCUGGCCUCUCCGCAAGCUAAACAUCAAAAACAAAAGCAGUCGCGAGAAGCUGGAGACUCACUCCACAUUCCAGCUGAGCAUAUUGUAAAACGACCGCGAACGUCACUUGCUAGUGAUGGGAAUAUACCUAUCCAGGAGUUGGCAAGCAACGGCUGCAAAUAUAAUAUAAAUCCAAUCAAUUACUGGAGGAACGAAGGAAUCUGGCCUAAAGAAUACUUUGAACACGGAAGAAACAUGAGUCAUCUACUUGCAAGAAAAAAAUCGACAUCUUCUCUACACCGCAAGCAAUUGGAAGCUAGUUCUGUCAUCAGCUCCACCACACCCAGCGACCAAAUGCCGAGGGAGGAAAAGAGUGCUCCAUAUGAAAAUGCACACUACAGAAUGUUGCUUCAAACCAAGGGCAGUUUUAUGAAAGAAUCAAAACUGGGUAUCACAGAUGCUAGCAAAAGCAGUUAUCAAACUUUGCUUGAUGCUGAACAAAGAGUUCCGGAGAACUCGUUAUUCCAUGACAAUCUAUUUGAAAAAACCUGUGAGAAGAUGCAGGAUAGGAAUGAGGCCAUGGUUAUUCAGGACAUCACUCGAUUGAUUGUCCCUUCAGCAGAAAAUCUAGCCAUAUAUGGCAAUGAGCAUCUCAAAUUUUUGAUUGAAAGUGUUAGUGAAGGCUGGAACAAUGCUAUCCCUGUAACUAAACCUCGUCCGCAGCCUGAUUACUCUGUGGGUUUCAGACGAGAGGCAUUUACAGAUGACCAACUGCAAAGGCUUCAGCCCUUUGUCGGUGACCUGACUGAUACAUCCUACUUCAUGGCAACAUUCUACAUGUACUUCCCAUUCUUAACAUGUGAAGUUAAGUGUGGUGCAGCAGCACUUGAUAUCGCUGAUCGACAGAAUGCCCACAGUGCCACUAUUGCAGUGAGAGCUACUAUUGAGCUAUUCAAGCUUGUGAAGCGUGAAAGAGAGGUCAACCGAGAGAUACUCGCCUUCUCAGUCUCACAUGACCAUACAGCAGUGAGGAUCUACGGUCAUUAUGCAGUUCUUGAAGGAGAGAAGAUGAAUUUCUACCGCCACCCAAUCCACAAGUUCGAUUUUACCACUCUGGAUGGCAAAGAGAAAUGGACAGCAUACAAAUUCACAAGAAAUGUCUAUGAUAUAUGGAUGCCAACUCAUUUUAAAAGAAUAUGCUCCGCAAUUGAUCAGAUACCCCCUGAUGUGGAUUUUCACAUCUCACAGUCAGAACUUCAAUACUCCUAACAAUCGAACGCUAAAUCGGUACCCCUGGAAGAGGACAACAACCAGUCAAGCUAGCUGGGAUAUCUUGACUCAGCAGGUGUUACCCCUACCGACUCUUUCACUGAGCAAACGCAAAUAUUCAAAAAGCCGAGGAAGAAACGUUUGACCGAAUAAUAAGGCUUUGUUGCCGGAGUUUGGAUGCCACGUCAAAGACGAAGCCAAUUACCGCCAUACCAGGCCAGUCUUCAGAGAUGUCGACGGAGACGAUGUGGCUUCCACAAAAUUGUUGAAAAUAUUGAUAGGAAUGAGGCACAAGGUUUUUUUUUUUUUUUUUUUUUUUUUUUUUUUAACAGAGUCGCGCCACCCUGGGCCACCCGAUUCACCCUAUGUUCAUCAUGAGGUUUGGAAUUUAAAAAAUUAUGGCCCCUUCAACGAUCUACAAAUAUUUCCAUCAAUCAUUGAAUGCUAUUCCUCACGCUGCAGUCCUGAAAGGUUAUCAUACCAUCUCCGCAAGUGCACUCUAAUUGUAAUGCAGAGCAAUUGGCUAGGUGCAGUAGUAGAGAUAAGUCUCAGCAAUUUCAUCUCGUGCAUGAUCAGCUUCCUGUAAGAAGAAAGUUAUGGUCCUGGUUAGUGUUUGACUAUGACCUACAGCGUAAGUUGCUGUAAAUAGUAGAUCACUCACUAGUGAAUCUGCAAGUUGUUGAGACACCAUUAGCUCUUCAUCCUCAGUAAGUCCUACUGUGUACAGCGUAGUUGUCCCCACGAUCGAAAGCGUAGCCUGACCACUUUUCAACAGCAAAGGGGAUAAAAUUUUUGCAGUACUAGAUCGAUCCCUUAUUUACCUACCAUGUUAUGCCAUUGUAAUGCUGCUCCUACCUCGGGCAUAGAAGCAUCUGGAGGUUCUCUAAUAAAUUGAUCUUGCAGUCGAACUGUCCCAUAACAGCCGUCCUUCUCGCACACAGUUUCCUUAUUCCACGCCUAUGGCGCUCUGGUUAUACGGGGGAGGAAAUAAUUGAUAUGAUAACUUACACCAUAUAGGGGUCGAGCACGCACCCGCUUGUCAUGCCAGGUGCCCAGAGAGUAGUUGGAAAUUUGACAGGGUUUGAGGUAGCGUAAUAAUGGAAAAUCAAUCAUAAUAAACACCCUGAGAUUCAUCUGUGU
Blastomyces dermatitidis ER-3 is the source of this 2655-nucleotide messenger RNA. RefSeq lists its product as hypothetical. Bases 502 to 1515 code for a protein of 337 amino acids. The transcript has 3 exons. The record is from RefSeq and is a predicted model, not a curated record. Lineage: Eukaryota; Fungi; Ascomycota; Eurotiomycetes; Onygenales; Ajellomycetaceae.